AUGUUCAGAAACAACUAUGACAACGACUCGGUCACAUUGUGAGCAGCAGCACAUCCAUCAGCCCUGUCAAUCUGUCUCCAGCUAACACAUCAAACAGCUCUCCGCAAGGCCGCAUCUUCCAAGUCGAAUACGCACAAGAAGCUGUCAAGCAAGGUUCCGUCGUCGUUGGCAUCGUCAGCAAGACACAUGCGGUCCUCGCAGCCCUGAAGGUACCCUCUAUCACUCGAUUCUCAUCCUACCAAACGAAAGCAUGUAUUGACAACCCAUGUAGCGAAAUGCAGAAGAGCUCUCCUCCUACCAACGCAAAAUCAUCCCCAUCGACACUCACUACGGCGUCGCCCUCGCGGGCCUCGCGUCCGAUGCCCGCGUCCUCUCCAACUUCAUGAAACAGCAAUCGCUCGCAUCCCGCCUCACCUACGACCGACCCAUCUUGCUCUCCGAAAUCACCUCGCGCAUCGGCGACCGCGCCCAGACAAACACUCAACAGUACGGCAAGCGACCUUACGGCGUAGGUCUGCUCAUCGCUGGCGUAGACGCAAAGGGCCCACAUCUCUUUGAAUUCCAGCCCAGCGGUGUGACGCAAGAGAUGGUAGCGUGCGGGAUCGGCGCGCGGUCACAGAUGGCGCGAACAUACCUGGAGCGGAAUCUGGAGGGCUUCGAGAGUUCGGAUCGGGAGGAGUUGAUUAAGCAUGCGCUGAGGGCGCUGAAGGAUAGUUUGAGCCAGGAUAAGGAGUUGACGGUGGAUAACACCAGCUUAGGGGUGAGUGGUGUGGAUGAGAACUUCAAGCUAUACGAGGGACAGGAGAUUGCAAGCUGGUUGGAGACGACAUUCGAGAACAAGCCGGAAGGCACAGAGAGCAUGGAAGUGGACUCGUAG
Messenger RNA from Lecanosticta acicola, 877 nucleotides. The record is from the annotation of a GenBank genome assembly. Lineage: Eukaryota; Fungi; Ascomycota; Dothideomycetes; Mycosphaerellales; Mycosphaerellaceae.